Molecule: messenger RNA, 672 nt
Organism: Porites lobata
Lineage: Eukaryota; Metazoa; Cnidaria; Anthozoa; Scleractinia; Poritidae
Source: the annotation of a GenBank genome assembly
GAUCUUAUUUUUGAUCUCGUUCGUACAACUUGUGAUGUUGCGUUUAUUCAGGAAACUUUGAUCUCGGAUGACUCUCAGUUUAAGUCCUUGUCUGCUCGUUGGUCUGGGCCCAGUUUUUGGUCCCCAGCCAUCGGCAAGCAGGGUGGUGUUUGUGCUUUGUUCCAUCAUCGUUUUGAAGGUAAAUGCCUUUCCUGGCGUAAGGAUUCAAGUGGUCGCGUGAUUAGUUUGUUAAUUGAUUAUUUAGGUAGUCAAAUCAACCUUCUCGGUGUUUAUGCCCCGACUAAUCCUUCCGAUCGUAAAUCCUUCUUAGAAAAUGUGCAUGAGUUUUUUAUUCCUGCUGGUAACAGGAUUAUUUGCGGCGAUUUCAAUUGCUACGAAAGCGAUCUCGAUAAAUUCGGUGGUAAUGUGAAUGUUUGUUGCGCUAUUUCUGAAUUUAAAAAUAAUUUUCACUUAACCGAUAUCUGGCGUAAAUUACACCCUAAAUCGCGUGAGUUUACCUGGUUCAAUUCGGAUCUCUCGAUUGCUAGUCGCCUGGAUAAAUUUUAUAUUUCCUCUGACCUCGUUCAGUUUGUUUCUUCUUCGUCUAUUUCCCCUUGUUGUUUUUCUGAUCAUGAUUCUGUUGCUCUUGUUAUUAAUUUCCCGAAUUGUGCGCCGCAUGGUCCUGGUCUUUAA